Molecule: messenger RNA, 441 nt
Organism: Colletotrichum chrysophilum
Lineage: Eukaryota; Fungi; Ascomycota; Sordariomycetes; Glomerellales; Glomerellaceae
Exons: 2
Coding region: 1-441 (146 amino acids)
Source: RefSeq, a predicted model, not a curated record
AUGGACGGCCAGUACUACUCCCAAGACGGCACUCUCACCGAAGAUCACGAAACGCGUAAGUGGAACAAGCAGUUUGUGGAUGCCUGCGAAGGGAUGGGCAGAACCAGUCGGCCAGGACCACAGCUCAAGGGCUGGGUCACGGAUGCAGGGUUCCAGCGCAUUACUCACUACAAGUUCAAGUGCCCAAUGGGGCCGUGGCCUGUUGAUCCUCAUUACCAGGACGUUGGAACGCUCAAUUUGUAUCAGCUGCUAGACGGUUUAGAAGGGUUCACGUUGAAACUCUUCUGUGACUACUUGGGCCAUACCAAGGAACAAGUCUUCGUUAUGAUGGCUAAGGUCCGCAAGGAGCUACAAGAUCCGUCUCUUCAUGCGAUUUUUGACCAUCAUGUAGUCUUCGCACAAAAGCCUGAGACCAGCGACGAGGAGAACGGCGAUGCGUAG